GUGGUCGUACACGUGACUCCCCGCCCAUCUUACUACAUAACCACCAGCAGUCAUGCUUAUGAAACAAAAUCUUUCGAAGUGAUUUCGCUUUACGGAUUUCAACAGUGCACCGUUCGCAGACAGACUGAGAAAGCACAUUUGUGUUAGAAAUGUCCAUUUACAGGAAUGCCGUUUGGUUUGUGAAGGGACUCCAGGAGUAUACGAAGAGUGGAUAUGAAGCUGCAGCAAAGCAUUUUGCUCCUGCAGACCUGGAUGUAAACCUGAGUGGGAGGUCCUUCAUGAUAACAGGUGCCAACAGUGGGAUAGGAAAAGCCACAGCACUGGAAAUAGCCAACAGAGGAGGAACCGUUCACAUGGUCUGUCGAAACAAGGUGCGAGGAGACGCAGCUAAAGAUGAAAUCGUGGAACGGAGUAAAAAUCAUAAUGUUCACGUCCACGUCGUUGACAUGUCCAGUGCGAGACAGGUGUGGGAGUUCGCCCAAAGCUUCUCACAAAACAACACUGUACAUGUACUGGUUAACAAUGCAGGCUGCAUGGUGAACCAGAGAGAGGUAACCGAGGAGGGGCUGGAGAAGAACUUUGCCACAAAUACACUCGGCACAUACAUCCUCACCACAGCAUUGAUACCUGCGCUGAAGAAUGUUGAAGACUCAAGAGUGGUCACUGUGUCGUCGGGCGGCAUGCUCACUCAGAAGCUGAACGUGGACGACCUCCAGUUUGAGAAGGGGACGUUUGACGGCACCAUGGCUUACGCUCAGAACAAAAGACAGCAGGUGAUUCUGACAGAGAGAUGGUCGUCUCAGCACAAAGAGAUUCACUUCUCCUCCAUGCACCCUGGCUGGGCCGACACACCAGCUGUCCAGACGUCCAUGCCUUCGUUCCACUCCAAGAUGCAGUCCAAACUGAGGACGGAGGCCAUGGGGGCUGACACUGUGGUGUGGCUCGCUGUGUCUGCAGCCGCCAUAAAGCAACCAAGUGGACUCUUCUUCCAGGAUCGUAAAGCGGUGGCGACACACCUGCCGCUGGCCUCCACCAGGUCCACCCCACAGGAGGAGGAGAAGCUUCUGACUGCACUGGAGGAGUUCGCCCUCAAGUUCAAACCUUAACAUCUGUAUAAACACUUUUUAAAACAA
This is a messenger RNA of Scatophagus argus, 1133 nucleotides long. RefSeq names its product dehydrogenase/reductase (SDR family) member 12 (gene dhrs12). The transcript has 10 exons. The record is from RefSeq and is a predicted model, not a curated record. NCBI's taxonomy places the organism in Eukaryota, Metazoa, Chordata, Actinopteri, Scatophagidae. Bases 150 to 1106 code for a protein of 318 amino acids.